Molecule: messenger RNA, 4369 nt
Organism: Clupea harengus (Atlantic herring)
Lineage: Eukaryota; Metazoa; Chordata; Actinopteri; Clupeiformes; Clupeidae
Product: E3 ubiquitin/ISG15 ligase TRIM25-like
Exons: 12
Coding region: 424-3744 (1106 amino acids)
Molecular function (GO): zinc ion binding; protein binding
Source: RefSeq, a predicted model, not a curated record
UUUUUAGUGAGAGGAUGUUAUCGGCACGAACUCACCCAACUUGUUACGUUCUCCUUUUCUUGGGGUAUAAAUAACAUUGGAUUAAUACCCGAUUAGCGUUGAACAUAAUUCUUGCUACCAAAAAUGUCCACUAGGUGGCAGCACUAUGGUUGACAACCGAACUUUGAACAGGUGGCCAACAGUUUUUUUUUUUUUUUUUAACAACGCAAUUUAAGUAAAUUGUUAUGGCCAUAGGCCUAUUAAUCCAUUAAGGUAUUCACACUAUUAUCACACUAUUUUUUGUGAGAUGACGCCAUCUGCACGAACAUACCCUCUCACUCAACAAGGAAGUAAUUUGCCACGUGCAUCAGUCUCUGGCAAAACGAAACUGAACUGUCGCUUUUCAAGUUUUGUAAAGUGAUUCAGAGGGCCUUGGCAGAGAGAAUGGCAGAAGCAACUUCAUAUAACCAGGACGUUUUCACAUGUCCGAUUUGUUUGGAUCUACUGAAGGAUCCAGUGACUAUUCUCUGUGGACACAGUUACUGUAUGGGCUGCAUUAAGGGCUGCUGGGAUCAGGAAGAUCAGAAGGGAGUUUACAGCUGCCCCCAGUGCAGACAGAGUUUCUCUCCAAGACCCGUUUUACACAAAAAUAAUAGUUUUGCUGAGCUUGUGGAGCAGACCAGGAAGACCAGAAUCCAUACUCCUUCUCUUGCUGACCGUUUUACUGAACCUGGAGAUGUGGAGUGUGACGUCUGCACUGGGAGAAAACUCAAAGCUGUCAAGUCCUGUCUGGAAUGUCUGGUGUCUUACUGUGAAACUCACUAUGAAGUUCACAAUAAUAUUCACCCAGGAAGAAAACACUCCGUGAUUGAAGCCACUGGCCAGCUACAAGAGAGGAUCUGCUCUCAACAUAAGAAGAUUUUUGAAAUAUUUUGUCGAACCGAUCAGACUUGUAUCUGCUAUCCGUGCACGAUGGACGAACAUAAAGGCCAUGACACAGUCACUGCUGCGGCAGAAUGGACUGACAAACAGAAGCAGUGCAGGGAGACCCAAAGUAAAAUGCAGCAGAGAAUCCAGGAGAGAGAGAAGGAGCUGCAGGAGCUGAGGAAGGCUGUGGAGACUCUCAAGAGCUCUGCACAGACAGCAGUGGAGGACAGUGAGAAGAUCUUUACUGAGAUGAUCCGCUCCAUUGAGAGAAGGUGCUCUGAGGUGAAAGAGCUGAUCAGAGAUCAGGAGAAGGCUGAGGUGAGUCAGGCUGAAGGACUCCUGAAGCGACUGGAGCAGGAGAUUGCUGAGCUGAAGAGGAGAGAUGCUGAGCUGGAGCAGCUUUCACACACAGAGGAUCACAUCCUUUUCCUCAAGUGUUUCCAGUCCGUCAGUGACCCAUGUCAGUCUAAAGACUUAUCCUGCAUCUCUGUGAACCAAGGCGUCUCUUUUGAGGCUGUGAAGAAAUCCGUCUCCUCACUAAAGGGGCAGCUGGAGAAUUUCUGCAAGGAGGAAGUCAUGAAGAUAUCUGCAGCAGUGACUGAAGUCCAUGCCAUUCUGACCGAACCGGUGACCAGAGAGGAUUUUUUACAAUACUCCUGUCACUUCACACUGGAUCCAAACACAGCACAAGGAAACCUCCAUCUGUCUGAGGGGAACAGGAGGGUGGAAUGGAGAGAUGAGGUCCAGUCAUAUCCUGAUCAUCCAGAGAGAUUUGAUUGGUGGUAUCAGGUGCUGUGUAGAGAGGGUGUGUCUGGACGCUGCUACUGGGAGGUUGAGUGGAGUGGGGAGGUUUCUAUAGCAGUCUCAUAUAAAAGCAUCAGCAGGACAGGAGGUGAUGAGAGUAGGUUUGGAUGUAAUGAUCAGUCCUGGUGCCUGGACGUCUCCAGCAGCAGCUCCUCUUUCGGGCACAAUAAUAAAGAGACUAAACUCCCUCUGGUGGCCAGCUCAAGAAUAGGAGUGUAUGUGGAUCACAGAGCAGGAACUCUGGCCUUCUACAGCAUCUCUGACACAAUGACCCUCCUGCACAGAGUCCAGACCACAUUCACUCACACACUCUACCCUGGGUAUGAGCUAGAUAUGGGAUCAUCAGUGAAGCUGUUAAGCGGUUCAAAGGGCCUUAGAAGAAUGGCAGACGCAACUCCGUAUAACCAGGACCUUUUCACAUGUCCGAUUUGUUUGGAUCUACUGAAGGAUCCAGUGACUAUUCUCUGUGGACACAGUUACUGUAUGGGCUGCAUUAAGGGCUGCUGGGAUCAGGAAGAUCUGAAGGGAGUUUACAGCUGCCCCCAGUGCAAACAUACUUUCUCUCCAAGACCGGUUUUAUACAAAAAUAACAUUUUUGCUGAGCUUGUGGAGCAGACCAGGAAGACCAGAAUCCAUACUUCUCUUGCUCACGGUUUUGCUGGACCAGGAGAUGUGGAGUGUGACGUCUGCACUGGGAGAAAACUCAAAGCUGUCAAGUCCUGUCUGGAAUGUCUGGUGUCUUACUGUGAAACUCACUAUGAAGUUCACAAUGAUGUAAACCCAGGAAGAAAACACUCAGUGAUUGAAGCCACUCGCCAGCUACAAGAGAGGGUGUGCUCUCGACAUAAGAAAAUUUUUGAAAUAUUUUGUCGAACCGAUCAGAGUUGUAUCUGCUAUCCGUGCAUGAUGGACGAACAUAAAGGCCAUGACACAGUCACUGCUGCAGCAGAACGGACUGACAAACAGAAGCAGUGCAGGGAGACCCAGAGUAAAAUGCAGCAGAGAAUCCAGGAGAGAGAGAAGGAGCUGCAGGAGCUGAGGAAGGCUGUGGAGACUCUCAAGAGCUCUGCACAGACAGCAGUGGAGGACAGUGAGAGGAUCUUUACUGAGAUGAUCCGCUCCAUUGAGAGAAGGUGCUCUGAGGUGAAAGAGCUGAUCAGAGCUCAGGAAAAGGCUGAGGUGAGUCGGGCUGAAGGACUCCUGAAGCGACUGGAGCAGGAGAUUGCUGAGCUGAAGAGGAGAGAUGCUGAGCUGGAGCAGCUUUCACACACAGAGGAUCACAUCCAUUUCCUCAAGUGUUUCCAGUCCGUCAGUGACCCAUGUCAGUCUAAAGACUCAUCCUGCAUCUCUGUGAACCAAGGCAUCUCUUUUGAGGCUGUGAAGAAAUCUGUCUCCUCACUAAAGGGGCAGCUGGAGAAUUUCUGCAAGGAGGAAGUCAUGAAGAUAUCUGCAGCAGUGACUGAAGUCCAUGCCAUUCUGACUGAACCGGUGACGAGAGAGGAUUUUUUACAAUACUCCUGUCACUUCACACUGGAUCCAAACACAGCACAAGGAAAGCUCCAUCUGUCUGAGGGGAACAGGAGGGUGGAGCGGAGCGAUGAGGUCCAGUCAUAUCCUGAUCAUCCAGAGAGAUUUGAUGUGUGGCAACAAGUGCUGUGUAGAGAGGGUGUGUCUGGACGCUGCUACUGGGAGGUUGAGUGGAGUGGGGGGUGGGGGGUUUAUAUAUCAGUCUCAUAUAAAAGCAUCAGCAGGAAAGGUGGGGGUAAGGAGUGUAGGUUUGGAUGUAAUGAUCAGUCCUGGAGGCUGAGACUCUCCAGCACCAGCUCCUCUUUCUGGCACAAUAAUAAAGAGACUGAACUCCCUCUAGUGGUCAGCUCCAGAAUAGGAGUGUAUGUGGAUCACAGGGCAGGAACUCUGGCCUUCUACAGCAUCUCUGACACAAUGACCCUCCUGCACAGAGUCCAGACCACAUUCACUCACACACUCUACCCUGGGCUUUGGCUUGAGUCUGGAUCAUCAGUGAAGCUGUUGUGACUGACAUACAGAUCAAUGCUGUUAUCACAUCUCUGCACACAGCCAUAAACACACCACAUCUCAUCACCACACAUAUAACACACCACACCCAUGUAAGGAUCUGGCAGCUGGGCCUGAGGGUCUCUGAUCUUGGGGUGAACAUCAGACUAAAGCCAUUCACACAUCUGUGGACCACAGCGAUUACAUUACUGCACCUCUGGACUUCUGCUGUAACUCACAUCACCACACCACACAUAAGACAUUGUGUGAGGAAUGCCUUGAUGAGUCCAGUGUUUCACCUUCUGUCCCUCUCCCACAAUCCUUUUCCUCUCCCUCCUGCCAUGUCAUUUUCAUGAGGCUGUAUUAAAGAAUGUUAAUCGAAUGUUAGCCCCUUUUUUAUUGUACAUAUGGCUGAUGUAAGAUCUGCUAUGAAGCUAAUUAGGUUUUGUUGAUGAGAAGUAAAUCUCUCAUCACUUUUUUCAGAAAACAAACUGGUCACUAAUAAAAUGCACUGUUCUUGCUGUAAAAUAACAAGCAUGGCUGCCCCAAUCACCAAAGACUUGCAAACAAAAUUAAUGAUAUGUUUUGGGUCUCAUAUAAUGGUGCAUGUUACAUUUACAUUUUUAAUAAACACUCUUAGAAACAA